This is a messenger RNA of Gastrolobium bilobum, 1219 nucleotides long. RefSeq lists its product as uncharacterized. Bases 229 to 762 code for a protein of 177 amino acids. Gene Ontology annotation, cellular component: nucleolus. The transcript has 6 exons. NCBI's taxonomy places the organism in Eukaryota, Viridiplantae, Streptophyta, Magnoliopsida, Fabales, Fabaceae. The record is from RefSeq and is a predicted model, not a curated record. Gene Ontology annotation, biological process: maturation of SSU-rRNA from tricistronic rRNA transcript (SSU-rRNA, 5.8S rRNA, LSU-rRNA).
GCCUCAGUUUCUCCCUUGCCACCGCCAUCGUCGAGUUAUCCUUCGUCGCAGCCAAGCCUAUUCGCCGGCAUCACGCUCUCAACUCCCACCUCAGUGGCUCACUCCUCACCUGGGAAACAAAGCAGGACAAACAAAACCAGAAACCUGCCUAGAACUUUGGACCACACCAUUCUUUCUUGCUGAGUUGUUGUCGCCGCUGCAAAGACUUUAUAUCAGUUUGGUGCAGUAAUGGGAAAGUUGUACAAGAAAAAAAAACAAGCUGAUGGACACGGUCCUUCAAAAGAACAUACCGAUACGGCAGAUCAAGAAAUGGAUAUAAGGAAGAUUAUGAAAGACGUUGAAAAUUUCAGCUACUCACAUAUGACAUGGAAGGAACGCAAAAAGAUUGAAAAUAGGAAGGUCGUUUCUCUUGGUGGGAAGCCCCCCAGGAAUCAGAGAUUACCUUUAAGUGUGGCACGACCAAUGAUGAAGAAACAAAAGGAGAGGGAGCAGAAAAUGGUCCAAGAGCGUUUGAUUCUUGGACAAUUUGGGGGAAAGCUUGGUGGUAGCAGUAAAAGAUCAAUUGGGAAGCACAAGCCUGAGAACAGGGGUCUGAAAUCAAGUGAAGGUCGGUUUAGAAAUGGCAUUCUCGAUGUGAAGCAUUUGUUAAAUUCGGUACCAUCAAGAGAUCAUGACACUGGAGCCAAUAUGUUCAGUACAGGGAAAAAGAAAGGAGGUAAUAUGAAACACGGUAAAAAGGGUCCCGGUAAGAAGCACCAUUGAGUGCAUUUUUGUGGAAAAAGUGUGUUCGGCUAUGUUUGGAACGUUACUUCAAAAUUAGGAUCGGGAUGUGUACGGUAAGGGAUGAAAUUGAGGAAAAUAGAAUGAAAUGCAAUUUGUUACCAUUAUUAGGAUUUCUUAAAAUUAGGAGUGGGAUGUGUACCGUAAUAGAGUCUUUUCCAUCCAUCCCAUUCCAUUCAACACUCCCAUUUUCCCUAUCUAAUACCACUUGAGAGGAGUCAUUUAUCAAUGUAUAUGAUGGUUUAACAUGUUGAACCUUUAUAAAUCUAGUAUGACCCUUACAAUUUUCAACUGUCAUCUGAUGUAAACAUAUGUAAGUGUGACAAGUCUAUUUCUGAAGCCAUUUCGGCUAUUUUAAUGUUGCUAUCUUUCUCCCCGUUCCUUUUUCCGUUGUUAUGUAUUGUCUAUAGCUUUGAACCAUUUAAGGUCAAUAGUGUAA